This is a messenger RNA of Drosophila miranda, 1642 nucleotides long. RefSeq lists its product as uncharacterized. The record is from RefSeq and is a predicted model, not a curated record. NCBI's taxonomy places the organism in Eukaryota, Metazoa, Arthropoda, Insecta, Diptera, Drosophilidae. The coding region runs from base 1068 to 1415 and encodes 115 amino acids. The transcript has 2 exons.
AUAUGUGUACUCAAUUAAACCCAAACCGAAACCCACAGAGUUCAAAAAGUAUUAGGCAAUGCUGUCUGCAUAAUAAAGCAAAGCAGGAAAUAAUCAAAACACAGUCGGUGCAAUCAGUUAAAAAGAAUACAAAUUCUGCAUUCAUUUUUGGUUCCAAAAAAUGUUUUCCAUUUCAGGAAAUUUUGAAACAAUUUAUAUAUUCAUAUUUUGAUUUAUUGUUUUCAAUUUGUGGCUAUUGAGAAAUUCAGUGUGAAAUAUUUGCUUGCUCUUUCAGCUGCUAAAGGUACGAAAUAAAAACUAUAAAAACUAUAAAAUAAGCAGACUACAAUAGACACGAAUGUGGCCAUAAAAUGACAAAGGGAAAACAAAAUAUUAAAAAACAAAAGAAUCAAUGUUUAACAUAUUGUGUAUGAGGCAUGUAUUGUACAGCAACCAAAGCAGCAGCAGACCUAGAAAAUUAUAAACAAAAUUUACGAAUUAGUGUGUAUGUAUUCUAUAUGUGCAGAAAUAAAAUGAAAUUCAGAAAAAAAGCAUCUUGGAACUAAUUUACAACUGGAGAAAAAACACACAAAAAAAAAAAAAAGUUGAUGCUCCCGUCUUUUUGUCUCUGCAUUGAUCAUUCAUACGAUUUCUGACGUCUAACUUAUUUAUUAUUUUCAUUUCAGGCUGAGAAGUUUAUCAUAAUUUCCGUAAUUUUUUAAACUUUACUAUGUGUCCAUUUGCAGGUGCGUAUAACCGACAUUUAUUUAUUUCAAAACAUCAUUAGAGAACGUAAAUUGUAUGGCAUUUUUGGUUUUAUCAUCAUUUGAGAAAAUGUAAUCGAGCUCCGUAAGAUACCGUAAGUUGCAGUGGAAAAUUUUAUACCAUUUUUACAAUAUCUUCCAAUGACAGCAGCGUGGCAUUUUCAUCUCUUCUCUUACUUGGACGACCAUUGGGUCCGUCCCCUGCCAUGGCCUUUUCCAACGCUGCUUUCUCCGCUUUUCUAGUCCGCUCACCUCCUCGUCCUCUCGGGGGGUCCAAGGGAUGCUCUCUUCGCUGGACUGUGGCCACCACUGGCUGCUACAGACAUGCUACGGGCCAUAGCCAUGAUGCCACUGCUGUUCCGCCGCGUCGACAACGUGGCGUCCCGUCCGCAGCAGCAGGAACCAGUGAUGGACGGCGGAAUUGCUCGUUCACGCCCAUGGGAAAUAUUGUCAGCAAUCCAUCGUUCAUACGACGCCGAAUCAAACGCUGGGUUCAACUUCGAGACGCAGGACUUAUGUACCCUACGCUUUGCCACAAACCGAGUCGUAUCCGAUUUACCUCCGCCAGACGGAGUCCUAUCCAAUCAUUACCGAGGCGUAUUCGAGACAGACAGAAGUCUAUCCCAGACCAAUCGUAUCCGAGCAGGACAGCGCACCCCUUGCAAGAUCUGAACCUAACAAGCCAUUGUCAUCCUUCGACCUGGCCAUCGACAGCAAGGACUUUGACUAUGGCAACCAAAGGACGGGCUACGCGGGCUACUAGAAUCUAUACAGAUCUCGUUGUUUAUAAGUUUAAGGAUAUACGCGUCCAUAUACUCGGAUAGUAGAUACAAAUGCUUUCCACUUGUUUAUUUAUUUAUAUUAAGCUAAGUUAUGAUGAAUAAAACUAUUGAAAAGUC